UUGCUUCAGGCUCUUCCCUGGAGAGGUUAUACGGGAGAGUUUAAGAAAGUUUGGGGCCUUUUAUACCUUUUUUUUUUUAUCUCCCCUCUUUUUUUUUAAAUCCCGUGGAUCCAGCAGGUCACUUUUUCCGUUUCAUCCAUGUGUAUAAACGUGUUGCUGCUCGUCGCCGCCCUGUCUUCUUGCGCAGGAACAGCAGCCUCAGCAAACAAUGUACCAAAGAUCGUAGCCUCUGCAGGUGAAACUGUCCUCCUGCCCUGCAACAUCACCCCUAGUGGAGACGUCCCAACAGUGGAAUGGACCAGGGAGGGUUUACCUCCAGAUAUUGCCUUCCUGUACCGGCAGGGAUGUGAGACCUUUGAGAUGAAGAAUCCAGUCUUUCAGUACAGAACAAACCUCAUCAGGAAUGAACUUCACCAUGGAAACCUGUCAAUGGUGAUAUCCAACGUGCAGCCAAGCGACAAUGGAAAAUACCAGUGUGCGAUUCGAAGACAGGAGAAAACUGUCAUUGCAAUACUGGAGCUGUUUGUAGGUGCUGUUUCUGAGCCGAAACUCUCAGUUGUUCCAGAUAAGGGAGGUGGACUGACUCUGCAGUGUGAGGCUAAGUGUUGGUUCCCUCAGCCUCUGAUUACAUUUCUUGAUGAUCAGGGAAAAGAGAUCAGUGCUGAAGACCCAAAGAGAGGUGACGAAUCCCAGUGGUGCCUCACAGUCACAAGAAGAGUGACUCUACAGCAGGGGGUCACCUGCAGAGUCCACCAGCCUGAGAUAAACACAACCAGGGAGUCAGAGAUUUACAUACCAGAUGAAUGCAUGAAGUCCUCCACUCGAAUCAUCAUAAGCACUGCUGUUGCGACGACCUUCAUUGUGUUCACACUAAUCUGUGCUCUUGCGCUCUUUUUAGUCAUAAGAGGUUACUUGUCUGUGGGAGGACAAAAAUCGAGCUCGGAGAAAGAUGAGUUAAUCAAACAAUUAACUAAAGAGCUGAAUGACCUCAAAUCCAGGCAGAGUCCAACACAACAGCCCAGCCAGUCCUCAAAUAACCCUAGAUCCUCACCAGGCACCUCAAAGCGUGACAUCCCACCCCCACCAAAGUCUCCCUACCACAGCAAGCCCUUUAAGCCAGCAUCCUCAGCCAACAACAACAGUCCUGUCGCUUCAGGACAAAAUCCAGCACGCAGCCCACAGAUGAGAAGAAGCAGUCACGGCAGCAGUUCUGCUGUCUCAAUAACUAAUGGUGCUGCGUCAUUCAAUCCUCCAGAUUCAAAAGACAAACCUCUUCCCCGUUCGACGAGUCUGUCUGAGAAACGGUCUCGUAAUGUCAUUGCAAAGUCUCCACGCAGGAAUACUCUCUCGGGCAUUUCCAACAACCCCUACGGUGUCCUGGCAGAUUUAUCAGAAGACGAAAAUCCGCUGAUUGGAUAAAGAGGGACAACCAAAUGUGAUCAGACAGCUUUUAUAUUUGUAUAAAUGAAACAAAACAUCUCAGGUUAGUGACUGAAUCUUAGUAAAAGCUGUCAGUUAGAUGGGAGUUUGGGUGGUUUGAAAAAGAAAAAAGGAAAAGUAACGUAUAGGGCUGUGCGAUAUGACCAAAAUCUCAUAUCCCGAUAUAAGAAUUCUAUCGUCCCGAUAACGAUAUAAAUCACAGAAAUGUAACAUUUUCUGUAAAUUCUGUGACUCUCGGGCAGCUCGUCUUGCGGGAAGUGUUUCCAGCUGCGUGUUUUACCCGAUGCAUGAAACGAUACAUUUUUAGACAUAAGUUGUAACGGCCGCCGUUUUCUUUGUGAGUAUUUAUUACACGGCGUGCUGCGGGGCAAAGCCUAUUCUAACGUUUUAGUCUCAGGUUUAUUUUUUAGCACCUGGCGGCUCUGUUUUACUUCUCAUCCGUAAAUAAUCUGCUCUUUCACGUGAUUCAGUUUAUUUUGAAAAGUCUCAACAGGAUCUUGAGCUUUAUUGUGAAAAGUUUAUGUGGAACAUAAACAAGCGGACAUGCGAUGCUGUUACCAUCGUUGUUGCUAACCACACCGCAUAAAAACAGGCGCUUGUCCGUCCGUAGUGUGGUUAUAUAAAAUAUAAGAGAAAGAGAGAACUUUAAGAAAUUAAUAUAGCCACUACAGUGACCAUCAAAACGAUGAAAAAAUAUUGACGUAAACAGUUUAUUUUGCGACACCACGAAACAAACGAUAGCGUAAAAUGAAACGAUAGACGUUUUUAUAUCGUCAUCCGAUAUAUAUCGUUAUAUCGAACAGCCCUAGUAACGUACGUGUACAGAAUUCUUCCCACUGAGCCUCUAAAGCCGGCUGAAUCAUCAGCUUUGAGCAGCAAAGAUCAGAGCAGCUUACUCUAAACCUUUGCAGCUUGAGAGUGAUCCAUAUUUUAAUACCUACUACACAAGCCUGCUUAUAAGAAAAGUUUUAGUGCAGUCUAUUUAUAAAACAGAAACUUGCAAUAAGUUGGGGAAAUAACCUUGUUAUAAACACUUGUUUUGAUAGUCUUAACUUGCACAGACCUUUAUUUUUUUUAAAGUAUUUUCUCAGUUACACCUGUUGGAUUAAGUGCUUGUUGACCACCACUAUUCCUGCAAGACGCUCACAUUCAGUCACAGUUUAUGGGUCAGAUUGACCCUCAUUUACUAGUUUAUUAACAGCAUGUCGACACAAAUCUGUUGUGUGUAUGUGUGUUUCACACACAAAUGAGUGAUUUAACCCCAUUUCCAUACAGUUUGUUCAUACUUUACGAACAAAUUAAGGCAAGCACUGCCAUAGGAAAUGUAAAAAUUUAAAAUGAAUAGCAUUUUACCACUACUACUACCGGUGUAUAUAUAUUUUUUACUUGAGCCACAGUGAAUGUCGCAGUUCAAUGCAAUUAAAUUUCAUAUUUAUAAAGCACCAAAUCACAACAACAGAUUGCCUCAAGGUGCUUCAGAGGGCCCUCUGACCUUUCAGUGGCGCCAGUGUCCGGCAGCCUCGCCUCUGUCAGUGCGCCCCAGGGUGGCUGUGGCUACAAUGUAGCUGCCAUCACCAGUGUGUGAAUGUAUGUGUGAAUGGGUGGAUGACUGGAUGUGUAAAGCGCUUUGGGGUCCUUAGGGACUAGUAAAGCGCUAUAUAAAUACAGGCCAUUUACCAUUUAUAUUGUAAAGUAAAGACCUACAAUAAUAAGAAAUUGUGAAUUAUAUUCAGAGCCUCUGUUACUUCAGCCUUACAGUUUUUUCAUCACUAUGAUGGAAAGCACAGAUGCUUUAAGUGUUUACUUUUCACUCUUGGGAUUUUUUUGCUGGGAAUUAAAUUCUUGUUGUUUCGCACUUUUCUCUUUAAUGUGAUGUUUAUAAAUGAUGUUAUUUUGCAUUUGUGUUUCAUUACAGAGAUUUGACUGGUGGAGUUUUGUACAGUUUCCUAGUAUAAAAGUUACAUUUGUUAAAAAAUUGAUCGUGCUGCAGUCUUUGUGCAUGAA
Molecule: messenger RNA, 3444 nt
Organism: Pelmatolapia mariae (spotted tilapia)
Lineage: Eukaryota; Metazoa; Chordata; Actinopteri; Cichliformes; Cichlidae
Product: butyrophilin subfamily 3 member A2-like
Exons: 6
Coding region: 139-1419 (426 amino acids)
Biological process (GO): regulation of cytokine production; T cell receptor signaling pathway
Cellular component (GO): external side of plasma membrane
Molecular function (GO): signaling receptor binding
Source: RefSeq, a predicted model, not a curated record